CUUUUAGUGCAACGGAGUGCACAAAAUAUACAAAAUAUCCAGAGCGGGUCGGGGCUGCUGCCGGUCGGCUCCGGGGAUACCUGUCGCGGGGACCCGACCCGGUCACGAGAUUUGAAGAAUCCGGAUAGCAUCGUACAUAGGAUUCAAGUCACCUUUGACUCACACGACUUGCUCGAACACGAUGGCUUUUUGGAAGCCAGGGACUGUCGCACCAGGUAGCUCUCUCGAUCGAGCAGCUGAUCGAGCUCCAGCGCUGGUUCUGACUGCCGCCCCGGGUCUGAAGCUUCCAAUCCUCGCCCACCGUCGUGCAUUACUCUAUGCGAUCGAGAAAUUCGACUUCACCAUUCUGAUCGGCCAAACCGGCUCGGGGAAAUCCACACAAUUACCUCAAUUUCUGCACGAAGCUGGCUGGACUGCUGACGGGCGUCAGGUGGCGAUAUGCGAGCCUCGGAGGAUUGCCGCAACUAGUUUGGCCAGUCGGGUGGCCACAGAAGCGGGCUGGGUACUUGGGGAAGAGGUUGGCUAUGCCAUACGGUUCGAGGAGCUCACCAGUAAACGGACAAGGAUCAAAUAACAUGUAGACCUCACUGAUGGUAUGCUAUUCAGGGAGCUACUGCUGGACCCCUUAUUAAGUCGUUAUAGCGUCGUGGUGGUCGAUGAAGCCCAUGAGCGCUCUUGUUAUACUGAUUUACUGCUAGGUGUAUUGAAAAAAAUACAAGCGAUUAGGAAAGAUUUGCGAGUUGUGGUCUGCUCUGCCACCCUCGACGCUGAACAUUUACGUGAUUACUUCAAUGAUCAAACGGCUCUACAAGCAGGGGGAGAUAAUGCAACCAUCAUCAGCAUUGAGGGUAGGAUGUACCCAGUAGAAAUUGCCUAUCUCGAGCAACCGACGGAAAAUUAUAUCACUGCAACUGUGGUCACAGUCAUGGAAAUUCACUUAACUCAACCGCGCGGCGAUAUUCUCGUCUUUCUGACCGGCAAAGAGGAAAUCGAUGAAGUGUGCUCGCAACUUCUCGAAAAAUCUCAAGAGCUACGAUCAGGCUCGCUGGAAAUGUCGAUCAUUCCUUUUCAUGCCGCUUUGCCGCCCGAAGAGCAACUCUGGGCCUUCCAACCUGCUCGUAAUCGGGACGCCCGAAAAGUGAUUGUAGCGACCAACGUGGCUGAAGCUAGUGUGACCAUCGAAGGGAUCAAGUAUGUGGUGGAUUCUGGCCUCGUCAAACUUCGAAAGUUCGACGUCAAUCAAGGGAUUGAUGUGCUCACGGUAUCUCCAGUCUCCAAGGCAUCAGCUAUCCAACGGACUGGUCGAGCAGGACGUACAUCACCGGGGAAAUGUUUUAGACUAUACACCGAGGAAGACUACAACUCUCUUGCUCAGCAAACAGAACCCGAAAUCUGUCGGACCGAGCUUACUACGGUGAUCUUGCAGCUCAAGGCACUGGGAAUCGAUAAUGUGGUCAAGGGCUUCGAAUUCCUCGACCCGCCCUCUAGUCUACUCGUCGAACGAGCCUUGGAGUUUCUCUUUGCCUUAGGCGCCCUCGAUGAAUCGGGUCGCUUGACCAAUGACUUGGGGCUUAAAAUGGCUGAGAUGCCAGUGGAACCUAUGAUGGCUAAAACUCUUUUGGAAUCAGAAAAAUUCGGCUGUUCUGAAGAAAUCGUCACAAUUGCAGCAAUGACAUCUGUCCAGAACGUUUUUGUUGGAGGAAACUCGGAAGAAGUCAAUCAAAUUUUGCAUCACCCAUUCAUAGCGACAGAGGGAGACCACUUCACAUACUUAAAUGUGUUCAACAGCUUCAUCAAGGAAGGGAGGUCGAGUGCAAAAUGGUGUGCCAAGCAUCGCUUGAACUUCAAAGCUCUGAGUCGGGCGAUCAAUAUCCGAGGCCAAUUGGUGAAAUAUCUCAAGAAGUUCGGGAUCGGCUUGGUCAGCUGCGGCCAUGAUGAGCAAAAAGUGAGAAAGUGUCUUGUCAGCGGGUACUUUAAGAACGUCGCAUCGAUGAGAGAUGAUGGGAGUUACCGGAGUUGUCGGGAUGGCAAUAUCAUGUUUGUACACCCCUCUUCGGUUAUGUUCCAUCGCAAACCGGAGACGGGGUUUGUGAUCUUUCAUGAGAUUACAGAGACGAAGAAAAAGCUGAUGCGGGACUUGACAGUGAUCGAAAGUGAUUGGCUAACAGAAUUGGCCGGACACUAUUAUCAAGUCAAACAAAAGAAGACCGAAUGACGAAACCCUCGCAGCAAAAAAAAGGCUCUUCAUACCCCUAUAUAGAUCUUUGUUGAAAGAUUGUAAACUUAUUCCUAUCAUUCCAGCUUCAACCUUGUAAUGAUGAAAUUUUUUAGGAACCAGAAGUUUGAUAUUCCACCAUGUUUACUUUGAAGAAAGUCCAACUACCUCACCUCUGUAGUACAACUGAGUGCUCAAGGUGGAACCCUAGGACCUGAG
Puccinia graminis f. sp. tritici CRL 75-36-700-3 is the source of this 2434-nucleotide messenger RNA. RefSeq lists its product as uncharacterized. The transcript is spliced from 10 exons. Lineage: Eukaryota; Fungi; Basidiomycota; Pucciniomycetes; Pucciniales; Pucciniaceae. Gene Ontology annotation, cellular component: intracellular anatomical structure; catalytic step 2 spliceosome. Bases 596 to 2215 code for a protein of 539 amino acids. Gene Ontology annotation, molecular function: RNA binding. The record is from RefSeq and is a predicted model, not a curated record.